ACAUGAGGAUGAGGAAGAAAGAAGUGAAGGGCAGGAUAGACUUAGCCAGGAGGAAAAUAUUGAAGGCUCGAUUCAGGUUUCCAUGGAGACAGAGCCGUCGUCCCCUGGGCGAGACGUUGAUAUGAAGACAGUUACUCCCAGUGACACACUGAUUCGCCGUUCCAUUAGCCAGCAGAAGUCGGGUGUGAGUAUCACCAUUGAUGACCCAGUCCGCACAGCCAAACAGCCCUCUCCUCCUCGUGGCAAGCUGUCUAACAUUGUCCAUGUCUGCAACCUGGUGAGGCCGUUUACCCUGGGGCAGUUGAAGGAGCUGUUGAACCGCACAGGGACUGUAGUGGAGGAAGGUUUCUGGAUUGACAAGAUUAAAUCUCACUGUUACGUCACA
This is a messenger RNA of Sinocyclocheilus rhinocerous, 385 nucleotides long. Its product is annotated as apoptotic chromatin condensation inducer in the nucleus-like. Gene Ontology annotation, molecular function: RNA binding. The record is from RefSeq and is a predicted model, not a curated record. The annotation marks the transcript as partial. Gene Ontology annotation, cellular component: precatalytic spliceosome; ASAP complex. The transcript has 3 exons. Lineage: Eukaryota; Metazoa; Chordata; Actinopteri; Cypriniformes; Cyprinidae. Gene Ontology annotation, biological process: RNA splicing.